AUGGCUUCCCCCACCCAGGGCCAGGUCAUCACCUGCAAAGCGGCGGUGGCGUACGAGCCGAACAAGCCGCUCGUGAUCGAGGACGUGCAGGUGGCGCCGCCGCAGGCCGGCGAGGUCCGCGUCAAGAUCCUCUUCACCGCGCUCUGCCACACCGACCACUACACCUGGAGCGGCAAGGAUCCUGAGGGUCUCUUUCCUUGCAUUCUUGGCCACGAAGCUGCCGGAGUUGUGGAAAGUGUCGGCGAAGGAGUAACUGAGGUGCAGCCUGGGGAUCAUGUCAUUCCUUGUUACCAGGCAAAAUGCAAAGAGUGCAAGUUUUGCAAGAGCGGAAAGACCAACCUCUGUGGUAAGUGUUCAAAGAUCGACCCACAGGCACCCCUAGAUAAAGUCUGCCUGCUCGGUUCUGGUGUUUCUACUGGUCUUGGAGCAGUGUGGAAUACUGCAAAGGUUGAAGCUGGCUCUAUUGUUGCUGUUUUUGGCCUUGGCACAGUUGGACUUGCAGUUGCUGAGGGUGCAAAAGCUGCUGGUGCUUCUCGAAUUAUUGGCAUUGACAUUGACAAUAAAAAGUUUGACGUUGCAAAGAACUUUGGAGUUACAGAAUUUGUUAACCCAAAAGACCAUGACAAACCGAUACAGCAGGUCUUAGUUGAUCUUACAGAUGGUGGUCUGGAUUACAGUUUUGAAUGCAUUGGAAAUGUUUCAGUUAUGAGGGCUGCACUGGAAUGCUGCCACAAGGGCUGGGGAACCUCUGUCAUCGUUGGUGUCGCUGCUUCUGGCCAGGAGAUUGCCACACGGCCAUUCCAGCUCGUUACUGGCCGUGUCUGGAAGGGAACAGCUUUUGGUGGCUUCAAGAGCCGAACCCAGGUCCCAUGGCUUGUUGAUAAGUACAUGAACAAGGAAAUUAAGGUGGAUGAGUACAUUACCCACAACAUGAACCUGGCUGACAUCAAUGACGCGUUCCACCUGCUCCACGAAGGUGGCUGCCUGCGCUGCGUGCUGGCAAUGGAAAUUUGA
Molecule: messenger RNA, 1014 nt
Organism: Miscanthus lutarioriparius
Lineage: Eukaryota; Viridiplantae; Streptophyta; Magnoliopsida; Poales; Poaceae
Source: the annotation of a GenBank genome assembly